Molecule: messenger RNA, 2148 nt
Organism: Osmerus eperlanus (European smelt)
Lineage: Eukaryota; Metazoa; Chordata; Actinopteri; Osmeriformes; Osmeridae
Gene: senp3b
Product: SUMO specific peptidase 3b
Exons: 11
Coding region: 367-2067 (566 amino acids)
Biological process (GO): protein desumoylation; proteolysis
Cellular component (GO): nucleus
Molecular function (GO): deSUMOylase activity
Source: RefSeq, a predicted model, not a curated record
UUUUUUAUCCAGCGUUGCCCUAUAAAUUAUAGGGCCUCACUUAGCAUUCAAAAUUGACCAACACGCGUUUGCAUCCCUGUGCAAAUCGUAUGUGCUUUAGUACUCAUGCAUUCUGCCACCAAAAAAAAUAUUUCCUUCCAACCGGACGACCGGAAAGAGAUCAAAGUUAGCGGCUGACAUCUGCUUCGCUACACCUGCCUUCAUUGAAUGAGGUUUCACAGAAAGUAGCAUCUGUUUUGGUCCUAUCCCCAUAUAUAAUUAAUAUAAUCGAAGUGCAAAUAUUUGGUUUUUAAUUGGAAACACAUUCCCACAAAACUGCAGUUUAACGGCGACGAGCUGGCGCAGGUCGUGGGGUGCCCGUGGACCAUGAGAGACAGCGGAGGCAGCCUUGCACAAAACCGCUGGCAGGGCGAACUCGGUUUGACCGUGGGCCAGGAGGAUAGCGGGGGUGGGGGUCUCCCUGGGGAACACCUCAUGGACCCAGCCUCCACGCACCACGUCCCCAGCCCCAUGCACCUGAAACUGGGGCAGAAGGAGAGGGUGUGGGGGGGGGAGUUCAUGGAGCAGGAGGGGAUUGACGAGGACGGGGAGGAGGAGGAGGAGGAGAACGAAGGAGACAUGGAAGAAGCGGAGGAUGAGGAGGAAGAGGUUGAUUUCGAAGGUGAAGAAUGGGAUGAGGAGGACGAGGACGAUGAAGAGGAGGAGGCAGAGUUAGAAUAUGAGGUCCCACACAAGCUACCUUCGUCGAUACCUGACCAUCCGCAACACCACCUUCACCAUCAUCAUCACCACCAGCAGCUGCGAGGAGGCCCGCCCCCAAACCAGGAGACAUACGACCACCAGGCCGAGCACGAAGCAGGGGACUCGCCUAGGUUCCUCCCUCGUUCCAGGGUCAACGGGUUCAGGCAGCUCAGGCUGAGGCGCUGGCUGAAGCUCAGGGCCCACGGGGGCCUGGGGACCCGGCUGACACACCACUGGAAGACCUGGCGCCAGAGGGCCCAGUGGGUGGGGACCCUGGGGCACCGCAGGGCGAGGCGCUGGCGUCGGUACGGCGUGUACGCCAACCGGCAGAGGAGGAGCGGGGGGCAGAGGAGAGCCAGGUCUCCGCUGUCGGACGAAGAUAGGAUCAGCUGCUCGGAACGAGAUGAGCGGUUGAAUGGCUACUCGGACUACCAGAGCAGCCAGGAGAGCGGGGCGGAGCGAGGGGCGAGGAGGGAGGCGGAGGCCUUGCACCCGGCCGGCAGGGACAAGCCAGCCGAGGUCGCCCUCACGGAGGAACACAUGAGCUGCGUCACAGGGAUCCUGGAUGAGUCUCUCCAGCAGUAUGGAAGUCUGAUCCCCGUCCACGUAGAUGACAUCGUGGAGAAGCUGCAGGAUGUCUUCAACGAGAGCUUCUCCCAGCCUCACAGGAAAACAGUGGUGCAGCACCUUAUUCAGUCCUACCAGAGGUCGUCGGGCACGGCCAUGGUCAGAGGGUUCCGUGUGAACUACAAGCGUCACGUCCUGACCAUGGAUGACCUCAGCACUCUCUACGGACAGAACUGGCUCAAUGACCAGGUCAUGAACAUGUAUGGGGACCUAGUAAUGGAUUAUGUACCCGAGAAGGUCCAUUUCUUUAACAGCUUCUUCUACGACAAGCUGAGGACGAAAGGCUACGAUGGCGUCAAAAGAUGGACGAAAAAUGUGGACAUCUUCCAGAAGGAUCUGCUGCUGAUCCCCAUCCACCUGGAGGUCCACUGGUCUCUGGUGAGCGUGGACAUUCCCAAGAGGGCCAUCACCUACUUCGACUCUCAAAGGACGCUAAACCGCCGCUGUCCGAAGCACAUCUCAAAGUACCUCCAAGCCGAGGCCGUUAAGAAGGACCAGCGAGGUUUCCUCACAGGGUGGAAAGGCUAUUUCAAAAUGAAUGUGGGCCGUCAGAACAACGACAGUGACUGUGGAGCGUUCGUCCUACAGUACUGCAAGACCUUGGCCUUGGGGCAGCCAUUUAGCUUCGGCCAGCAGGACAUGCCUAAACUCAGGAGGCAAAUGUACAAGGAACUGUGUAACUGCAAGCUCUCUCUGUGACCCCUGGCCGUGACCCCUGGCCGUGACCCCCCCACCCCCCCCCCCCCCUUCCGGGCGGGCGGGCGAGAGGACGGGGGAAGG